Corythoichthys intestinalis (scribbled pipefish) is the source of this 4504-nucleotide messenger RNA. It is a transcript of the gene taf1b, whose product is annotated as TATA box binding protein (Tbp)-associated factor, RNA polymerase I, B. Lineage: Eukaryota; Metazoa; Chordata; Actinopteri; Syngnathiformes; Syngnathidae. The record is from RefSeq and is a predicted model, not a curated record. Gene Ontology annotation, biological process: RNA polymerase I preinitiation complex assembly; nucleolar large rRNA transcription by RNA polymerase I. Gene Ontology annotation, molecular function: RNA polymerase I core promoter sequence-specific DNA binding. Bases 111 to 1766 code for a protein of 551 amino acids. Gene Ontology annotation, cellular component: RNA polymerase I core factor complex; RNA polymerase transcription factor SL1 complex. The transcript is spliced from 13 exons.
UACAAAAAGAAGAAGAAAAUGUGUCAACAACCACCGGUGGUCGUGCACGUGAUAAGGUCCAAGUCGUCAACUACAUUUUUGGAAUUUUUAAGACUUUUGGAGGUGACCAAAUGGAGGAAGUGGACGACUACCGGGAGCCGUGUUUGCAGUGUGGGUCUGUACACUGGAGUAUCUCAGACGAGGGACGCUUUUUCUGUACCACCUGUCACAAUGUUAUUGAAAGAACCCGAGAGGUGGAGGAGCAGCCGUACACAGCGGGAUCGUCGCGCGUCACCACACUCGGCCGAGAACAGAGGGUCGAGAGGCGAGAGCGCGGAUACCGCUGGGCGGCGUGCGAAGGCUUCCAGUUCAUCCUGAGCGAGCAAGCGGCGGCGUUGGUCCGGCUGGGCGUGGCACCGGCCUUUAAGGACCAGGUCUUGUGGCCCCUGUGGCGACGCUACCUGAGGACCCGGCGGGAGGCGCACGGCACCCUCGCCGAGAAGGGCCCAUCUCAAGCGAAAGCUGCGGAUUCGGACUGGGAAAGUGACGUCGGGUCGUCCUUCCCGUCUACCAGCGAGACGGACAACGUGUCCCAGUCAGACAGCCGCGGCGAUUGGUCCUCCGAUUCCCGGGACGUCUCCGCGGGGCCGUGUACCGGCCGCGUGGCCGUCGGCGACGGCAUGAGCAUGAGAAGGACGCUGGCUCUGAUCCACUUGGCGCUAGUGUGGAGUCGCCAGGCGCUGACGCUCGGCGACCUGAUCGGGUUAGCAGACGACGGAUACAUCCCGUACUUGGACGCCUACCGGGUUCUUCCCGAGGAGAUGAAGCUGGACGCCACCAAAGUGGGCAUCUUUGCCCCGCAGAGCGUACCGAGGCACGGCGAGCUGCACCGGGAGGCCCGGACUCUCCAGCGCUUUCUGCGACUUCCCGCCUUUCCUCCGGUCCGCCGCCAGGACCCGCUGCACCCCGAAAUGCUUGCCUUGCGGUAUCUGGCCGACGCCAACCUGCCGGACGAUCUCCACCCGUGGGUGUGUGCGUUGCUGGAUCGCGUGGGCGAACCCUCCGUCGGCCCCAAUCUGCCCGAGUACGACCUACGGGCCGCUGCCCUGGUGGUGCUCGCCCUCAAGCUCUUCUUUGGCCUGGACGACCAUACGGAAUGGGACUUAUCCAAUGCCGCCACUGCGUCACCGCCGCAGACGGGGAGCGCCUUCAGCUUGAGGAGGUGGUACCGUCUGCUGCACGCCGCCAAGUUGCGAGCGGAGCUGAUGCGAGAGGACCGCAUCGCCAGGAAGCGGUGGAAGUCCACGCUCCUUUACUCGAACAAGAAGGUGGAAAGCAAGGCCGUCAAAAGGCAAAGAAACGCCGAGCAUCUGAAGUCGUGUUUUGAGCAAUUGCGGUCACGUCCCGCGUCGCGCGGCCCCUCCGCGCCGCCUUCCACCUUCACAUUCCUCUGGGGGGAAGAGCCAGGCGCCGACGGGCCCAACUUGCGCCGGUCCACAUUGGCCGGCGCCGUCCGGUCCGAAGGGGAAAUGCUGACCCCUGUCAACGCCGCGUACUGGCAUCCGCCCCUCAAAUCUUGCAACCCCCGCGUUUCCAGGAUUUGCAGCAGUCACUACGCGGAGACAGAGCCCACACUGCCGCGCUCCUUCGUGUGGGUGGUGGACCUUUUCGCCUUCAUGUUGAGAGCAAGCCCCGCUCGGCUGUACCGGGAAGUCCUGAGCAUGGAGAAGCGCGUCCUUGCGGGUCAUGUUAUAAGUCAAAGGAAAAAGUCCAAAGAAGGCCUUUAGUUUGGAGUGUGACUCCCAGAGCACCAUCAAGUGCCACGAGCACGCUACCUGUUUUUGCCAUCUGGUGAGCUGCUUUUAGACUUGUCAGGUAGUGGAUAAUAUCCAUCUACAGUGCCCGCCAUAAUUAUUGGCACCCCUGAAAAAGAUUUGUUUUUUAGCUUCUAAUAUUUUUUUUAAAAAUUCAAAUAAUAUGGGACCUUAAUGGAAAAAAGAGAAAAAUCCAACCUUCAAUGCAAGUGCAUUCAUUCAGUGGGGAAAAAAAUCCCACAUAAAGAAAAAAUGAUUUGACAUCAAAUAAUGUGUGUCACAAUUAUUAGCACCCCUGGUGUUAAUACUUUGUACAACCCCUUUUUGCCAACAAAACAAGGUCUGGGGACUGAGAUGGCCAUGGGAGGAGCUUGAUUUUGUGUCUGGUGAACCAUUUCUGUGUAGAUUUGCCCAUAUGUUUAGGGUCAUCGUCUGGCAGAAAGACCCAGUGACGACCAAUCUUCAGCUUUCGGGCAGAGGGCAACAGAUUUUGAUUUAAAAAUGUCCUGGUAUUUCAAAGCAUUCAUGAUGCCAUGCACCCUAACAAGGUUCCCAGGGCCUUUGGAAGUGAGUUGAAGCCUGGCACCGUGUGCUUUGGUCAGAUGAGACCAAGAUUGAGCUUUUUGGCAACAAACGGUCUAAGUGGGUCUGGCGUGCCACGAAAGAUGCGCAUGCUGAAAAGCACCUCAUACCCACUGUGAAAUAUGGGGGUGGGUCAGUGAUGCUGUGGGGCUGUUUCGCUUCCGAAGGCCCUUUAUAGAACCUUGUAAUAUUUAUUGCACCUCACCAGCAACAGAUUUAUCCUACACUUGAAGUGCAACAAAAAUAAACAGAUUUGAAUUGCUUACCACAGAUGUCGACAAAAGCUUUGCCCCGGGACAUAAAUGACACUUUACAUGCAUGUUCUUUCCUUUCAUUUCGACCAACUUGAAAUAGUGUCUAUAUCUCUACCACGUAAAGGACAUUUUUUCGUCUGAAUGCUCUGCCAUCAUAUCCCUCUGCAUUUGUUUUGCGUGUUUGCCACACACGCUGUUCCGGUUUGUGUGUGAAAACACCGUCUCUGAAGUUUAAAAAAAAAAAAAAAAAGAAUUAUUAAGCACAAAUACACAUAUGCAAACAUAGGGCGAGACAAUUCACAUAUAAACAAGUUAUGUUUGUUAUGUUACGUUAUGUAAUGGCGUUAUUUAUAACGCCGUUAUUCCCAACACUGCAUACUACUGCAACUACCGGUCUGUUCUUCUCUAUUCUACUGACUCGAAUAUUGCUCAGAAAAUUUCAAAUUCUUUGACAUACAACAACUUCUUUUUAAAAUAACGGAAAUAGUUACUAUAGAGUAAUUCAGUUACUAACGCAGUUACUUUUUGGAAGAAGUAGUGAGUAACUAAUUACUUUUUUAAAGUAACGUGCCCAACACUGUAUAUAUGGCAGAAAACACAGACAAAAGUAGAUUCUGCUCUUGUACCCCUCUUUAAAAUAAACAGCUGUAUUUUAAGCUAAAAUAACUGUUGUGUUUGAUAGAACAAUAUGUCUAUAUGCUGCCAUAGCAGAUUCAUGGCGCGUGAAGCCCCCAAAUUUUUAAUUUGUCAGUUUUACCCUGGAAAACCCCCGUUUACAGACGUCGUGCAACCGCUUUUGUUUCAACCCAGCCAUAAAACGAAGGUAAUUAAUUAUAUUUAUUAUUCAAAAUGUCUGUCAUUUUAGCUUAGAAUCAUUAAUUGAUGUCUAAUAUUUCAUUUAAAAAAAAAAAAACGACUUUAAAAAAUUAUUCACUCGCAGAUUUUAACCUUUUAAACAAAUUAUGUCACAAUGAAAAAAAUGGUGUCUGUAAAUAAGUCACAGUUAUCCACCCCAUAACUAUCGCUUAAUUGUUUCAGCACCACACGAGCGUUGUGUAAUUAAUAUUGACUUCAACAAUGGCGAGCUGCUAGUUAAUUUUUUUAUUGAAAAUUUUACAAAUUUUUUUAAAACGAAAAUUUUCUAUCCAUGGAUCACUUUAACAGAAUGUUAAUAAUGUUAAUGCCAUCUUGUUGAUUUGUUAUAAUAAACAAAUACAGUAUUUAUGUACCGUAUGUUGAAUCUAUAUACCCGUCUUGUCUUAUCUAGCAUAUUUUAUAGAUGGUUUGAAUUGCGAUUAAUUACAAUCAAUUAAUUUUUAAGCUGUAAUUAACGCGAUUAAAAAUUUUCAUCGUUUGACAGCACUAAUAUACAUAUAUACAUCCCGGUAAAAUAUUUGACGUAUUUAACGCACAUGCCGCGCUCAAACAGAUUAAAAUGACAGCACAGCGUAAUGUCCACUUGUUACUUGGGUUUUUGGGUGUUUUUUUGCCCUCUACUGGUGCUUGGGUGCGACUGAUUUUAUGGGUUUCAGCACCACACGAGCGUUGUGUAAUUAUGACAUCAACAAUGGUGAAACUAUUUUUGAUUGAAAAUUUUACAAAGUUUAUUAAAAUGAAAAUUUUAAGAGGGGUUUUAAUAUAAAAUUUCAAUAACUUGCACUAACAUUUAUCUUUUAAGAACGACAAGUCUUUCUAUCCAUGGAUCACUUAAACAGAAUGUUAAUAAUGUUAAUGCCAUCUUGUUGAUUUAUUGUUAUAAUAAACAAAUACAGUACUUAUGUACCGUAUGUUGAAUCUAUAUACCCGUCUUGUCUUAUCUAGCAUAUUUUAUAGAUGGUUUGAAUUGCGAUUAAUUACGAUUAAUUUUUAAGCUGU